This is a messenger RNA of Ipomoea triloba (trilobed morning glory), 2062 nucleotides long. RefSeq lists its product as uncharacterized. NCBI's taxonomy places the organism in Eukaryota, Viridiplantae, Streptophyta, Magnoliopsida, Solanales, Convolvulaceae. The transcript has 7 exons. The record is from RefSeq and is a predicted model, not a curated record. Bases 251 to 1495 code for a protein of 414 amino acids.
CCAAACCCACAUGGGUUUGGAGUGUGAAACUCUAAAAAAACACACACACUGUCCAAGAUUUAGAUGCUCAGGGAAUUAAGAAAUUGAAAGAAGAAUGGAUUCUCAGUUCUUCACCCUCCAUUUUCUUGAUCAGCGUUUGUAGAAGCUUCGGGAACAGCAGAAGAAUUAAUGAUAAUUUUUGUGCUGUUUACUAGAGGAGUUGAAGAAACACAAGAAGCUAAACUAGGCUAGGCUACAAAGUUGUUCACAUAUGAUGGCUUCUAUGCUUUCUGUUUUUGUCUGGUCUCUGCUCUUUAUCUUCUCUGUUUCUCCGGCAUGCUCAACGGCGGCACACGGUCUCCGGCCACCCAAUAAUCAGACUUUCCGGUCCGGCUAUGAGGCGAGGAAGAUGAGAAUGGUUAGAGCUCAUCUUAACACCAUCAAUAAGCCUGCUGUCAAGACAAUACAGAGUCCUGAUGGUGAUACAAUAGAUUGCGUUUUAACUCACAAACAGCCAGCAUUCGAUCAUCCACUAUUAAAGGGUCAGAAACCAUUGGAUCCGCCAGAACUUCCAAAAGGGCACAAUUACUCGGACCAAGAAUUCGAAGAUUUUCAGGUUUGGAAGCUGUCUCGAGAAUCAUGCCCAGAAGGAACAAUCCCUAUAAGAAGAACAAGUGAACAAGAUAUGUUAAGGGCUAGUUCUAUCCGAAGAUUCGGCAGAAAGAGAGCAAUUCGUCCGCCUAUUCGAAGAGACACCUCCACCUACCAUGAGCAUGCAGUUGGGUAUGUAAAUGGAGAUAAAUAUUAUGGGGCAAAAGCAAGUAUAAAUGUGUGGGCACCUAACGUGGCCAAUCGACAAGAAUUUAGCUUAUCACAAAUGUGGAUCAUCUCUGGUUCAUUUGGUAGAGAUCUCAACAGCAUUGAAGCUGGUUGGCAGGUUAGUCCAGAGAUUUACGGAGACAGCCGUCCAAGAUUCUUCACGUAUUGGACGAGUGAUGCAUACCAUACAACUGGGUGCUACAAUUUGUUGUGUUCUGGCUUUGUUCAGACUAAUCGUAGGAUAGCCAUUGGAGCUGCCAUAUCCCCAACAUCUUCCUAUAAUGGACGCCAAUUUGAUAUCAGCAUCCUAAUUUGGAAGGAUCCGAAACAUGGACACUGGUGGCUACAAUUUGGGUCAAGGGUGUUGGUAGGAUAUUGGCCAUCUUUCUUGUUUACACACCUGAGGGGGGCAGGAAGCAUGGUACAAUAUGGAGGGGAGGUUGUGAACAAGAGGCCCUCAGGCUUUCACACCUCAACACAGAUGGGGAGUGGGCAUUUUGCAGGAGAGGGUUUUGGGAAGGCUUCUUAUUUUAGAAAUCUGCAAGUGGUUGAUUGGGACAAUUCCUUAAUUCCAUUGUCUAACCUUAAACUCACUGCUGACCAUUCCAACUGCUACGACAUACGAGGAGGGAUCAAUCGAGCUUGGGGAAAUUACUUCUUUUAUGGAGGACCAGGAAGAAAUUCAAGAUGUCCCUAAUUAAUUUAAAGGUUUUUUUUUUUUUGAGCAAGUAUUGAUUUUGGUCCAUGAGUAUUAACAAAAUGAUAGCUUUGGUUUACAUGUUUAAUUACUACUAAUUUUUAUCCGCGAUUAUUGUUUUCGUGCCAAAAUUGAUCAUGUCGAUCACUCCUAACUAAAAUAUGCUGAAAUGUGUAAUUUCUAAGGGUAUAUUUGUCCAUUCAUUUAUUAACAAUGGUUAGUAUAGACAAAAAUAUCCUUAUAAAUUACUCAAUCCGGCAUGUUUUAGUCGGAUGAGUGACCAGUGUGAUCAAUUUUGAAAGAAAAAUAAUAAUCGUGGAUAAAAAUUGGUAGUAAUUAAACAUGUGGACUAAAACUAUCAUCUUGCUAAUAUUCGUAGGAUCGAAAUUAGUAUUUGCUUCUUUUUUUUUUUUUUUGGGUUCCAAGUUUUGGGUGUGAAUGAGCUUAGGAUAUUCUUUGUAUUGUCGGAUUUUCGCUCUGGCCAGUGAUCCAUUAAUCACGAGCAUACAAAAUGUAGUUAAAUGUGUAAAAUUCGUUAUUAUUAUAUGAAGAAAACAGUGAAUAUAA